This is a messenger RNA of Onychostoma macrolepis, 3113 nucleotides long. Its product is annotated as NACHT, LRR and PYD domains-containing protein 3-like. The record is from RefSeq and is a predicted model, not a curated record. NCBI's taxonomy places the organism in Eukaryota, Metazoa, Chordata, Actinopteri, Cypriniformes, Cyprinidae. The transcript is spliced from 8 exons. Gene Ontology annotation, molecular function: protein binding. Bases 18 to 2738 code for a protein of 906 amino acids.
AUAAAUAUGACCAGUCUAUGAAUCAACCACAGGACUUUAAUGAAAGCACAUAUCCUGGGGUCAGCUUUGAAGUCGUCAACAUGUUCAAAUCAAAUCUGAUGAAGAAGUUUGAGCGUCUGUAUGAGGGAACAGCGAUGCAGGGAAACCCAACACUCCUGAAUGAGAUCUACACAGAGCUCUACAUCACAGAGAGUGAGAGUGGAGAGCUCAGUAAUGAGCAUGAGGUGAGACAGAUUGAGACACAAUCCAGGAGAGCAGCAACAGAGGACACAGCCAUCAAAUGCAAUGACAUCUUUAGACCUUUACCUGGACAAGACAAACCCAUCAGAGCUGUGCUGACAAAGGGAGUCGCUGGCAUUGGAAAAACAGUAUCUGUGCAGAAGUUCAUCCUGGACUGGGCUGAAGGGAAAGAGAAUCAGGACGUCCAGCUCAUAUUUCCGCUUCCUUUCAGAGAAGCCAAUUUGAUUAAGGACAAAACACUCAGUUUUUCAGAUCUUCUUCAUGUCUUUUUCCCUGAAACAAAAGAAAUGGAAAUAUCCAGUGAUGAAUAUAAAGUGUUAUUCAUCUUUGAUGGUCUGGAUGAGUGUCGUCUGUCUCUGGAUUUUCAGAGCGAUGUGAGGUUAUGUGAUGUAAGUGAAUCAGCCUCAGUGGAUGUGCUGCUGAUGAACCUGAUUGUGGGGAAUCUGCUUCCCUCUGCUCUCAUCUGGAUCACCUCCAGACCAGCAGCAGCUGAUCUCGUCCCCUCUGAGUGUGUCCAUCGAGUGACAGAGGUACGAGGCUUCAAUGAGCCACAGAAGGAGGAAUACUUUAGGAAGAGAAUCAGUGAUCAGAGUCUGGCCAAUACAAUCAUCUCACACCUGAAGUCAUCAAGUAGCCUCUACAUCAUGUGCCACAUCCCAGUGUUCUGCUGGAUCUCAGCCGCUGUUCUGGAGAAGAUGUUGAGUCGAGCAGAGAGUGGAGAGAUUCCCAAGACUCUCACUCAAAUGUACACACACUUCCUGAUCCUUCAGACCAACAUCAAACAUGAGAAGGAUUAUGAGAAGAACGAGACAGAUGAAGACAUGAUCCUCAAACUGGGCAAACUGGCUUUUCAGCAGCUUAUGAAAGGCAACCUGAUCUUCUAUGAGGAAGACCUGAGAGAGUGUGGCAUUGAUAUGACAGAAGCAUCAGUGUACUCAGGAUUGUGCACUCAGAUCUUCAGAGAGGAGUUGGGCUUGUAUAAGGGGAAAGUCUUCUGCUUUGUUCAUCUGAGCAUUCAGGAACAUCUAGCAGCUCUAUAUGUGCACCUCUCCUGGACAAACAACAACAAAAAUGCAUUUGACCAAAUCACCAAACAGAGUUUGUUGUCUAAAGUUAAGGACUGGUUUCAUCACAAUUCAUUAGAACAUGUUUCUUUAUCUGAGCUGCACCAGAGAGCUGUGGAUGAGUCUCUACAGAGUAAAAAUGGACAUCUGGAUCUUUUCCUGCGGUUCCUUCUGGGUUUGUCAGUGGAGUCUCAUCAGAUUCUCCUACAAGGACUAAUGAAACCAACAACAAGCAUCUCUGAUAGCAAUGAGAAAACAGUUGAGUACAUCAAGUUGAAGAUCAGGACCAUUGACUCUCCAGAGAAAUCCAUCAAUCUGUUCCACUGUCUGAAUGAAAUGGGUGACCGUUCACUAGUGGAGGAAAUACAGCAGUAUCUGAAAUCUGGAAGAAUAAAGGAAGCCAAACUAUCUUCAUCUCAGUGGUCAGCUUUAGUUUUUGUGUUGUUGACAUCAGAGAAGAAGCUGGAUGAGUUUAAUAUUAAUACAUUUAUUGGAGAAAAAAAUAAAAUGGAAAAAAUAAAAGUUCUUCUAAAGCUGCUGCCUGUGAUAAAAGAAUCCAGAUCAGUUCAGUUUAGGGAUUGUGGUCUCACAGAUGAAGGUUUUGCUGCUCUGGCUUCAGCUCUGAGAUCAAACCCGUCACACCUGAGAGAACUGAAUAUGUCUGGGAGUAAAAUAGGAAAUUCAGUGUAUCUGCUCUCUGUUGUACUGAAGGAUCCUCACUGUAAAUUGGAGAAUCUGAGGUUAAGAUAUUGUGAUCUCACAGAUGAAGGUUGUGCUGCCCUGGCUUCAGCUCUGAGAUCAAACCCCUCACACCUGAGAGAACUGAAUCUGUCUAAGAAUAAAAUAGGAGUUUCAGUGAAUCUGCUCUCUGCUGUACUACAAAAUCCUGAUUGUAAACUGAACAAACUGUGGUUGAGUUAUUGUGGUCUCACAGAUGAAGGUUGUGCUGCUCUGGCUUCAGCUCUGAAAUCAAACCCCUCACACCUGAGACAACUGGAUCUGUCCUGGAAUAAAAUAGGAAAUUCAGUGAAUCUGCUCUCUGCUGUAAUGGAGGAUCCUCAAUGUAAACUGGAGAUACUGAGGUUGAGUAAUUGUGGUGUCACAGAUGAAGGUUGUGCUGCUCUGGCUUCAGCUCUGAGAUCAAACCCCUCACACCUGAGACAGCUGCAUCUGUCUGAGAAUAAAAUAGGAAAUUCAGUGAAGCUGCUCUCUGCUGUACUAGAGGAUCAUCAUUGUAAUCUGGAGAAACUGUGGUUGUGGCAUUGUGGUGUCACAGAUGAAGGUUGUGCUGCUCUGGCUUCAGCUCUGAGAUCAAACCCCUCACACCUGAGACAUCUGGAUCUGUCUGGGAAUAAAAUAGGAAAAUCUGAAGUGAAGUUACUCUCUGAUCUGAGGGAUGAUCCACAUUAUAAACUGGAGAAUGUAAUCUGCUGACUCUCAGUAUUUAGACAUCAGUCCAGUUUCCUCAGGAUCAGCUGAUGGUGAAUUAAGGAGCCGCUACAGAGACGUCACAAUCACACAAUCAACAGAGAUACACAGCGAUUACACUGUUGUAAGUGUAGCCCCCUUACCACUUUACCGCUGGACUGAUAAGGGCCUGAGUUUGAAAUACUAAUUGAUCCUUUGUCUAGCUGUCUCCUGAUAGAAAUGUAUUACUAACUGAUUACUUGUUAAAUUAUGUUCACUUCAAAAUACUCAUUAUACAAUUCAAUCAAGGAAAUGGAACACAACACACUACACAAUUAAAUGAGUGAAUUCGAAGAUGUAUUAAUAUGAAUUCAAGUAGGCAAAUGCCAAAAAAGUGUAUGA